GAGAGAGAGAGAGAGAGAGAGAGAGAGAGAUGGGUUCGGCCGCAAGAGAUAAGCCUCAUGCAGUGGUCAUCCCCUUCCCGGCACAGGGUCACAUAAACCCUAUUCUGCAGCUCGCCAAGAUCCUCCUCCACCGCGGCUUCCACAUCACGUUCGUGCACACCGAGUACAAUCACAAGCGCUUGCUCAAGUCCAGAGGCCCGACCUCCCUCCAUGGCUUGCCUAGUUUUCGCUUCGAAACGAUCCCCGAUGGCCUCCCCGCGAGCGCUUCUGAUGAUGACGUCACUCAACACAUACCUUCUCUCUGUGAAUCCACUUCCAAGAAUUGCUUGGCUCCAUUUGUGAACCUCCUCGGGAGGCUCAACGACAGGUCUGUUGAUGAUGCCGAGGUUCCAAAGGUGAGCUGUGUGAUCGCGGACGGCGCCAUGUCGUUUGCGCUCGAUGCUGCGGAGAAGAUUGGAGUGCCUGGUGUGCUGUUCUGGACUCCCAGCGGUUGUGGGGCUUUGGCGUAUACUCAGUACCGUAUGCUCCGAGAAAAAGGGCUGUUCCCUCUUAAAGAUGCAAGUUAUCUGACAAAUGGCUUCUUAGACACCAACAUAGACUGGAUUCCUGGUAUGAAAAACAUUCGUCUGCGAGAUCUUCCCAGCUUCAUUAGGACAACUGAUGCUAACGAUGUCAUGGUCAACUACAUCAUGAGAGAAAUUGAAAGAACGCACAAGGCCUCAGCAGUCAUCCUCAACACAUUCCAUUGCUUAGAAAAGGAUGUUCUAAUGGCUUUCUCUUCCAUAUAUCCGAAUCUUUACACAAUCGGUCCGAUCCACUUACUUCUCAAUAAAAUCGAAGACGGCGACUCAUGUUGCGUAGGCUCAAAUUUGUGGAAAGAAGAUCCUGCUUGUUUAGGGUGGCUAGAUUCGCAAGAACCCGAUUCGGUGUUGUACAUAAAUUUUGGGAGCAUUGCCGUGAUAACGAGGGAGCAACUCAUCGAGUUUGCAUGGGGACUGGCUAACAGCAAAAAACCCUUCUUGUGGAUAACAAGGCCCGACCUUGUUGCGGGUGACACAGCGGUUCUGCCCUCGGAGUUCCUAGCGGAAACGAAGGGAAGAGGAAUGCUCGCGGGUUGGUGCCCACAAGAGCAAGUGUUGAGGCAUCAUUCGGUCGGCGGAUUCCUGACGCAUUGCGGGUGGAAUUCAAUGCUAGAGAGCAUCUGCGGCGGAGUGCCAGUUCUGUGUUGGCCGUUCUUUGCAGAGCAGCAGACGAACUGCUUUUAUAGCGAGAGCGAAUGGGGAAUCGGGAUGGAGAUCGAUAACGAUGUGAAACGAGACGAGGUCGAGAAGCUUGUGAGGGAGUUGAUGGAUGGAGAGAAAGGCAAAGCGAUGAAGAAGAAGGCCAUGGAGUGGAAGAAGAAGGCUGAGGAAGCCACUGAGCCUGGUGGGUCUUCUUAUGAAAACUUGGAGACGCUUUUGUCCCGAGUUCUUCUAAAGAAGCUGAACGAUUGAAAAAUGGAAGAUGGUCCUACGUCAACACAAGAAGAUUAUCUUGUAAUUUUAGCUAAGUGACCACUUGACGUGGACAUUAUACCUCUUUUGCAAUAAUCGUUGCACAUCAUGCAUUGGCGGAAACUUCGAUCCUCUUGCUCUGUGCAUGAGACAAAGAUGGACGAAGGGAUGUAAUUGAAAUUUGGAAUGGUUUUAUAUCCACGAUUUGUCUGAACUUUCAUAUCCAUCAU
Rhodamnia argentea is the source of this 1723-nucleotide messenger RNA. Its product is annotated as 7-deoxyloganetin glucosyltransferase-like. Bases 30 to 1493 code for a protein of 487 amino acids. NCBI's taxonomy places the organism in Eukaryota, Viridiplantae, Streptophyta, Magnoliopsida, Myrtales, Myrtaceae. Gene Ontology annotation, molecular function: UDP-glycosyltransferase activity. The transcript has 2 exons. The record is from RefSeq and is a predicted model, not a curated record.